AUUAACCCUGGCAGCAAAGCAGCCAUGGCCGACCUGUGCCCAGGAGAUAUUAUUCUGGCAAUUAAUGGAGAGAGCACGGAGAACAUGACACACCUAGAAGCGCAAAACAAGAUCAAAGCAUGCAUGGACCAGCUGCUGCUCUCCGUGAACAGAGCCGAAGGGAAGACCUGGUCAGUCCCUGUUCUGGAGGACGGCAAAGCUCAGGCAUACCGGAUCAACAUCGAGCCAGAACCGCAGGACAAUGGGCCUGCCCAGAGCAGGAGGUCGAUGCCCCCUGGGGCUGGGGGCAGCCCCAUGGACAAGCAGCAGAUGCUGAACGUGCAGCAUCACCACCCGCCCCGGCUCUACGCCAACGAGGCGGCUCUGCCGGGGCAGCUGAGCGGGCUGCACAUCGCUCCUGCACACAGCCUUGACCCCUUGAAGUCUCUCCCACGGAACAGGAAUGGGAUUGAUGUGGAGUCAGAUGUCUACAAGAUGCUGCAGGAUUAUGAAAAGCCCAUUUCGGAGCCUAAGCAGUCUGGGUCCUUCCGAUACUUGCAGGGCAUGUUGGAGGCUGGCGAGAACGGUGAAAAACUCGACAAGCUGAGCAACCCCCGAAACAUCAAGCCCCCUGGGUCAAAGCUCGGGGGGGCCAUGUCCGGGCUGCAGAUGCUCCCCGAGUGUACCCGCUGCGGGAACGGCAUCGUGGGCACGAUUGUCAAAGCUCGGGACAAGCUCUACCACCCCGAGUGCUUCAUGUGCGACGACUGCGGGCUCAACCUGAAGCAGCGCGGGUAUUUCUUCAUCGAGGAGCAGCUGUACUGCGAGACGCACGCCAAGGAGAGGGUUAAGCCCCCCGAGGGAUAUGACGUGGUGGCUGUUUAUCCCAAUGCCAAAGUCGAACUCGUUUAA
This is a messenger RNA of Pterocles gutturalis (yellow-throated sandgrouse), 891 nucleotides long. RefSeq names its product PDZ and LIM domain 4 (gene PDLIM4). NCBI's taxonomy places the organism in Eukaryota, Metazoa, Chordata, Aves, Pterocliformes, Pteroclidae. Gene Ontology annotation, molecular function: muscle alpha-actinin binding; actin binding. Gene Ontology annotation, biological process: heart development; muscle structure development; actin cytoskeleton organization. The record is from RefSeq and is a predicted model, not a curated record. Gene Ontology annotation, cellular component: adherens junction; stress fiber; filamentous actin. The coding region runs from base 25 to 891 and encodes 288 amino acids. The transcript has 6 exons.